AUGGCUAAUACCAAACCCAGCCAGAUCGGUGCCGAGGAUUCUGGCAACCAAAGGGAGAAUUCGCCAGACGUCGCCUACCAUUCUGCCAACGAAGAACAAGAUGAUAAUGGCAUCGAUGAUGAUGAAGAUGACUCUUUACAGAGACUUUCGGAACAAGCCCAAAGGCGAAGACUGAGCCAAAGAGGCUUCCACGAUGAACACGUUAGAGAUACUUACGAAGAUACUGACGAACACGAUGAUGACGACGCUGAAGGCGUCAGUGGUGGUAAUGACGACAUGAGCGACGUAGAUGCAAUGGAACCCGGUGACUUCUUGAGAAGACUAAUUCAACCAAGGUUGAGUAGGAGUGCCAGUUCGAGAAAUGAACAAGAUCACAGCAGUACCGGAAGCGCUGGAGACGAGGACGAAGCAAUGGAUGAAGAUGAUCCUCGAGCCGAGUUUUUGCGUGCCAUUGGAUCUUUAUCUUCGUCAGGGAGUGGUUCACAUUUGUCUUCUGGUAGCGGCCAGGUUUUUGUUGACGUAGUGCAAAGGCUAAUGGGCGGUGGAAUAAUGUUUGGAGGAGGAAUGAAUAGGGAAAGUAGUGAAAUUGAUGGAUUGAUCAACAACUUGAACCAAAGAGAAGAUUCGUACAUAAUUCUUGAAACUUUAAACGAGCUAUCAGAGAGAUUACUUAUGAUGAAUGGUAUCACAGCAGAACGCCUUAUUCCUGCUAACAAGUUGGCCAAGAGCUUGGUAAAUAUAAUGGAAGAUACAAAUUUGUCGGAAGAGCUAGAGAUACAACUUGUUACUUGUCGUUGUCUCUAUAAUUUUCUAGAGGUCAAUCAGGAUUUUGUCCAUGAUGCCCUCAACAACCAUGCAAUUGAAGCUUUGUGCACCAAGCUCAUGGAGGUAAGCUAUAUUGACUUAACAGAACAAGCUUUGCAAACACUAGAGAUGAUUUCUCGUGAUCCCAUUUCUCACAACAGUAUUAUUGCCAACAAUGGUCUAAGAGCAUGCCUACAAUACAUGGAUUUUUUGACCAUUCAUGCCCAAAGGAAGUGCUUGUCAGUUGUAUCCAAUUCUUGUACAAAUAUUACAGUUGCAAACUUCCAGAAGGUAAAGGACAUCAUGGAUAAUAUCUCUGAAGUUGUCAGAAGUCACACUGAUUCCGUGGUUGUGGAGAAUGCAUGGCUAACCAUUUCUCGAAUCAUUAUCAGCUUCAAGACCAAGCCCGAGUUGUUAGAGGAAUUAUUUCUGAACAAAGAAUUAUUGUUGAAAGAUUUCACACAGGUUAUUUACAUCAGUUGCAACAAGUCACUGAAUACAUCAUCUGAAAAUGAUUCGUCCAAAGUUGCAUUAAAUUACAGUUCGUGCUUAAGUUUAAUCAAAUCUUUGAUAAUCUUGAGUAGCACCGGUGUUGAAAUCUCUAGAAUCUUGUUGAGCGAAUGCUCGAUAGGGGAGGUUAUCGUCAAAUCUCUUAACAAAUACUCUAAGUUUAAAUCUAAUACGUCUCAAUCUGAGAAUGCAAAUUUGGACCAAUCAUUUAUAAAGACUACCAAUGAAUCAAUAUCAAUCGAAGCUUUAAUGGCUGCUCCCAAAGAGCUCCUUUCGCAGUUUCUCAAUUUGAUCGGCUAUUUAUUGCCAAUCAGCUAUUCCCCUAGCGAAACCCCAUUCUUGCGAAAUAACCAUGACGACUUCGAAGAAAAGCAGAAAUUGAAUAAGUCUAGAGUUGAACUAUGUAAGGAUAUCAUUCCAAGACAAUACUGCGAUUUUGUUAAUGACAUUUGGCAUUUACUCAUGUGUAGUUUCCAAGCUACAAUGGAUUAUGAAAUUCGCAGAAAAGUUUUCAUUGAUAUUUUUAGAAUUGUCAGCUUCAGUUCAGAAUCCAACUUAAGCAAAAUAAAAGAUGUCAACUUGAUCACAAAUAUAUUGGCAUCGGUUGCCAACCAAAGUAAAGCACUGAUUGGACGCAACUUCUCCAAUACGGCACGCUUAGCAAAAUUGUUUUCUAAGGAGGAGGAUCUAGACAUGUUAAGCAGCGACGACGAGACAUUUGAAGGAAAUUUGGAUGAGCAUGAUGCAAUUGUGAACGAAGAUGAAGAGGAAAUUGCAGGAAUUGAAGAAGAAAUCGACGAAGGGUUGUUGCAAGAAGACGCGGAUAAUAUUGAAGAAGAAGAUUCUUUUGAUGACAACGACAAUGAGGACGAAGAAGAUCACGAUGAAAAUGAUGAUCGUGAAGAUGAUGAGGAUGAAGACGAAUACGAAGAAGUCGGCGGAUUACCAUAUCCUCAAACUGAGAAUUCAGCGGAUGAUAUAUCAAAAUUGAAUUCAAACGUUCUACUACUUAGUGGAUUGCUUAUUGCAAGGCUUCUUAUUGAAAAAGCACCUCAAACAUUCCUUCCUGAUUUCGAAAGGGAGGGCUUAAUUAGUGAUGUUUUACUGAUUGUCAAAAGUUUGACGGGUAAUGUCGAAGAAGAAGAGGCAACAGGAAGCAGUACAAGAGUUCAUUCCAUUUCUGCAAGCUACAGCAACAAAUACAUUGAUACAGAAUUCACAAAAGAGUACGAAUAUAAAUUGACAAAUAGUUCCAUACUAUACAAGAUUUACAAUGUUUGCUCCAUUAUCGAAAAGUCAUACCUAAAACUUAAGUUCAGUGGCAAUUCAUCUAUUCCUGAGCACAUGCAAAUAUUAAAUGAGAUAGACUCGAAACUCAGAGAUCACAAGUACUUAAAGACCCUCUCUUUUGACGAAUGGAAGUUGAUUUGGGACAAAUUAGAAUUUGCUCUCAAUGGUGCAUCUUCCAAUAUUCAAAUUUCUAGUUUUGAAUUGAUUUCAUCGGGAAUUAUUGAGUCUUUGUCUCAAGUCUUCAAUUCAGAAUCCUAUGAUUUUGGAUUUGAAUUCAGCGAUUGUUACAAAGCUUUCAUUUCAGUUUUCUUUGUGGACAAAGCGCGAGGUUCAUCCUCAUUCUUAGCAUCACUUCAGGAAGCUCUUACAAGGACCGAAUCGUUUCAAAUUAUCUCUUCUGGAAGUUCCAGUAUUGUUAGUCUAGGUUCGUUUUUCCAGAAUGAUAAUAGCCAAACUGCUAUCAUGGCCAAGCAAAUCAAAUUGAAGUUGGUUGCAUCGGAAAAUGAAACUGACAGCAAAUUACCUUCAAACAUGGAAAACAUGAUUCUCUCUGUUCAUGCAAUUGCUACUUUCAAGUCAGUUGACACCUAUUUGAAGCAAAGGUUUAAAUUUAUUGAAGAACUUAGUGGAAGAAGAGAUCGCUCAAACGGCGAUCUUGGAAAUGACGACGAAGACGUCUCGAAGAGGAAUCCUUUUAACAUCGAAUUCUUAAUCAACGGCGAAUCAGUUCCCAAUGAGAUUACCAUUUAUGGUGCGAUUUAUAGGUCAUUGCAGAACAAGCCGGAUGAAAUUGUUGAUCCAUCAAGAAUAUGGUCAACUGUUCAUAAUAUAUCAUACAGAAGAAUUAGCUCUGCAGUGACUAAGGAAAGUAAAUUAAUGAACUACAGUUUCCAUAUCAAGGACAAUGAAUUAGACAUCUAUGACAAGACAACGAUCUAUAUCCUCAAAUUGUUGAAGGUCUUGUUCGAGAUGAAUGCAUUUGUGAAGAUCAAUAUUCCUAAUACAGUUGCAAUUCCAGCCAGUAAUUUCAUGAACUGGAAGCUCACAGUUAAAUUAAACAGACAGUUGGAAGAACCCUUGGUUGUUGCCAGCGGUACACUACCUGGUUGGAGCAUCCAUGUUACGAAGCAAUUUCCGUUCAUUUUUCCUUUGGAAACUAGAAUAUUCUUUUUGCAGUCUACGUCAUUUGGUUACUCUCGGUUGAUUCAUCAAUGGCAAAUUAGGACGAACCAAGGAAACGAUGAGAAUAAUACAAAUAAUAACAACAAUCAAAGAGCACAGUUAGGUCGUCCAACCAGACACAAGGUGAGAAUAUCUAGAAAAUUUAUACUUCAGAGCGCAAUUAAAGUUCUCGGUCUUUAUGGCUCCACCCCCAGAAUUUUGGAAAUUGAAUAUUUCGACGAGGUAGGAUCAGGUUUGGGGCCAACAUUGGAAUUCUACGCAACUGUCUCCAAAGAGUUCUCGAAGAAGAAAUUGAAGCUAUGGAGAGAUAAUGACCCACUGGAAGUUGAUGAUGAGGCAUAUGUUUCAAAUGCCUUAGGUUUAUUCCCUUCCCCAUUGGACAAACACCAGAUUUCUACUGAAAAUGGUAGAAAGGUAUUGUCUUUCUUCUCGUCAUUGGGAAAAUUUGUCGCUAGAGCGUUGCUAGAUUCUAGAAUCGUGGAUUUUAACUUUAAUCCAGUUUUCUUGAAAUUGGUGCAGUACUUCAACCUCCACGGCGUACAGAGGAUAAAUCACAGGAACUUAAAGAAAAUGACAAAUAUUUCUAGUUUGAGAAUGGUUGAUCCAGCCUUGGCUGAUUCAGUUGAACAUUUGCUUAAGUAUGUGAAACAAUUUCCACAAGUUGGAGAGAUAGAACGCGAUUCCAUCGUGAUUGAUGGCUCUACCAUUAAGGACUUAUCACUUUACUUUGAAUUGCCUGGGUACCCUGAGUUUGAAUUGAUUGCUGGUGGUAGCGAGAUACAAGUUACUGCAACAAAUCUUGAGUUGUAUAUCAAUAGAAUUUUGGAGUCUACCCUUUUCACUGGAAUUGUGCAUCAAGCCAAAUCAUUUAUGGACGGAUUUUCAAACGUAUUCCCUGUAAAUACGUUAAUAAUAUUCUCGUCAGAGGAAUUGGCUGGUUUGUUUGGUGGAGCAGAAGAAGAUUGGUCAAUUGAUACUAUUACUUCAGCUGUGUAUGCAAAUCACGGGUUUACAAAGGAAUCUGAUGCUAUCAAAUCGCUAAUAACAAUACUCGUGCAAUUUAACGAAGAAGAACGCAGAGCAUUCUUACAAUUCCUUACUGGAGCACCAAAAUUGCCUAUUGGCGGCUUCAAGGCUCUUAGACCGGAGCUCACGGUUGUUAGAAAGCAUGCUGAAGAAGGCUUGAAGGAUGAUGAUUACUUACCGAGUGUGAUGACUUGUGCAAAUUACCUCAAGCUCCCGAAUUAUUCAUCAGAAGACCUCAUGAGGAAAAGAUUGCUUCAAGCUAUUAAUGAAGGCGCUGGUGCUUUCUUGCUCUCCUAG
Molecule: messenger RNA, 5109 nt
Organism: Scheffersomyces stipitis CBS 6054
Lineage: Eukaryota; Fungi; Ascomycota; Pichiomycetes; Serinales; Debaryomycetaceae
Gene: UFD4
Product: putative ubiquitin-protein ligase
Exons: 1
Coding region: 1-5109 (1702 amino acids)
Biological process (GO): proteasome-mediated ubiquitin-dependent protein catabolic process; protein polyubiquitination
Cellular component (GO): nuclear speck
Molecular function (GO): ubiquitin protein ligase activity
Source: RefSeq, a predicted model, not a curated record